Messenger RNA from Trichoderma aggressivum f. europaeum, 624 nucleotides. RefSeq lists its product as uncharacterized. The transcript has a single exon. Bases 1 to 624 code for a protein of 207 amino acids. NCBI's taxonomy places the organism in Eukaryota, Fungi, Ascomycota, Sordariomycetes, Hypocreales, Hypocreaceae. The record is from RefSeq and is a predicted model, not a curated record.
AUGCCGAAUACCCCCCCGCCGGCGCUGCUGCCUCCGCCAGAGGGCAUCUUCAGGACGUUUGACGACCUGAUGGCCUCGGUCCAGCGCGUCGCAAAGGACCAGGGCUACGGCAUUGUCAAGCUGCGCGCCUCCAACUAUCGCGACGGCAAGCCCACCCGCUACGACCUCGUCUGCGACCGCGGCGGCGUCAAGUACAACAGCACCGCCAAGAAGCGCAACCCCUCGACGCGCAAGAUUGACUGCCCUUUCCGUGCAAAGGCCGUCUGCGAGGUCCAGCUGGGCAACCAGUGGCGCUUCGCUCUGCAAGAACCAAGACACAACCACGAGCCGCGCGUCCCCUCCGGCACCCCCGGCCAGGAGAAUGCUCCCUUGGCAACCUCCAUCCGCUCCUUCACCAACAAGCUGGACCGCCUGAGCCACGACAUGGCCCAGGGCCUGAUGCGCAUCGAACAGCGGCUCGACAACAUUGAGAAGCGCAUGGAGAACAUCGAGGCCCGCGCCGGCGGCUACGAGCCUCGCUUCCAGGCAAUAGAACAGCGGCUCCAGGGCAUGGAGGGGCCUCGCAUGGACGGAAUGGGCAUGGACGAUGUCGAAUCGCGCCUGUUGGCUUCCUCGGUCAUGUAG